This is a messenger RNA of Phytophthora infestans T30-4, 195 nucleotides long. RefSeq lists its product as uncharacterized. The record is from RefSeq and is a predicted model, not a curated record. The coding region runs from base 1 to 195 and encodes 64 amino acids. Lineage: Eukaryota; Oomycota; Peronosporomycetes; Peronosporales; Peronosporaceae. The transcript is spliced from 3 exons.
AUGACGGAGGCGAUCGUGUGGAAGCACGCGAGCGAGUGUGAAUUGGCGCAAUUGGCUACACGACACUCGGUGGACGACUGCAAAAGUGCGCUGGCGGAGAUCUUCGAGCUGGAUCUUUCGGACGAGAAGCAGAGCUUUUUGCUCGACUUCCACCUUCACAACUAUUCAUAUCCUUUCUUCCUUCACACUGUCUAA